AUGAAGACCGUAACUGUCGCACUUCUGAUAUUCGUAACGGGCUCUUCUGCCCAGUUCAAAUGCCCCGACAGGACCGGCUUCUUCCCCGACCCCGUCCAAUGCGACCUCUACUACGUGUGUUCCAAAGGCGAAUACGAAGAAAAACUGUGCCCUGAUGGCCUAGUCUUCGACGCCAGAGACCCCAAUCACGAAAGAUGCGAUAUACCAGCGAAUGUAGACUGUGAUGAGCGGACCGAAUUGCAGGAGCCCCAUCCCAGCCCGGGCUGCCCCCGCGCCAACGGCUACUACCGCCACUCGGACCCCCUUGCCUGUGACAAAUUCUUCAACUGUGUCAACGGGGUCCCCCAUGAGCUCCCGUGCCCCCCUGGACUCAUUUACGACGACACUGCCAGUACCUGCGCCUGGCCUGAUGAUAGCCAUCGAAAAGACUGCAAAAAUGCGAAACGAGAUAAAUUGGACGAUGGAUUCACUUGCCCUGACGAGGAGAUUUUGGGACCCGGAGGUCGAAAAUUGCCACACCCUACUUUUGCCCAUCCUGAAGAUUGUGGCAAGUUUUAUAUUUGUAGGAAUGGGGUAAUGCCCCAGAAAGGACAGUGUGUUAAAGGGUUGGUUUACAAUGAAGAAACUUUCACCUGUGAUGAUCCGAAAAAUGUACCAGGAUGUGAGGAUUAUUACGAAAAAGCCGAAAAAUCAAAGACUAAGAAAGCAUAA
Molecule: messenger RNA, 711 nt
Organism: Tribolium castaneum (red flour beetle)
Lineage: Eukaryota; Metazoa; Arthropoda; Insecta; Coleoptera; Tenebrionidae
Gene: Cpap3-a2
Product: cuticular protein analogous to peritrophins 3-A2
Exons: 5
Coding region: 1-711 (236 amino acids)
Cellular component (GO): extracellular region
Molecular function (GO): chitin binding
Source: RefSeq, marked provisional